AAUCGCGCAGACUUCAGUUCUGCCUCUUCUCGAUCGUUGCCCAGACGUCUAACUUUAGUCUUACUAAUUAAUCGAUACGUCACUGAUUUUCCGUUUUGCUGGACUUUUGAAAAUAUCAAACACACAAUGUCGUUCUUCACGGUGAUAUCGUUGUUGUCGACGAUCAGCAUGAUUUCGGGGCAAUGCUUAACAGGAGAUGAUGUCCCCACAAUGAUGGACUCAAUGUCAAGGAUGUCGUUAACGAACGCUCGCUUUAACUUCGCGCUCGAUAGUCUGAAAAAGACCGCGUUGAUCGAGUCGAAGGACAAUAUCUUCUUCAGUCCGCACAGUAUACACCAGGCCUUGAGCUUGGCAUACUUUGGUGCUCGUGGUACCACUGAGGACUCCCUCAAGCGGGCCCUUCAAAUUCCGGAUGAGCUCUCAAAAAUCGAAGUGCAACGUUUCUACGCCAUUGAGAAAUCGCUCGAUCAAAUGCGUUCUCAGGGAAAUGGGUCUACAAAUUCCUACGAUUACAAGAUCGCUAAUAGAUUUUGGAUUACGAACACCAAAAAGCUACGCGAUUGUAUGCUCGAUUUCUUCGGCGAUCAGUUGCAAGUAACCGAUUUCAGAACAAAUCCUGUCGAAGUAAGAAACGAAAUCAAUAACUGGGUGAGUAAUAUGACAAAAGGUCACAUCCGUGAUAUCCUGCCAACGAACAGCAUUACCGCGGAUACUGACCUAGUUCUGGCAAACGCAGUCUACUUUAAGGGCCUGUGGGCCAGUCGUUUCGACGUAAAGAACUCAAAACGCGACAUCUUCUAUACUACCGGCGCGCAAAACUCUGUCACAAUGUUCAUGCGCCAGAAAGGGAACUUUAAUCAUGCUGUCUCUGAGCAACUAGGCGCAUAUAUCUUGGAAUUACCGUACAAGGGUGACGAGAUAUCGAUGUUCGUGCUGCUCCCUCCGUUCUCCACUACGCGAUCUGCUCAAAAUCCUUCUAACGAGCCACAGGACGGUAUCCAUCAACUGGUGCAACGUCUGGCGACCGAGAAGGGCUCCCAGGAGUUACGGGAAUUGUUGGACGACGGAUUACCACCGCGCGAAGUCGAAGUCAGCUUACCACGUUUCGAGCUAGAACGAGAGCUACCAAUCAGUCAAUUGUUGCAUGCUCUGGGCGCCGGGGAAUUGUUGACACCCGGUGCGGCCGAUCUUCGUGGUUUUCUCGCGGAUGGUGAACAGAGCCUGCACCUCGGUGAUGCUGUGCAUCGAGCUCGCAUCGAGGUUACGGAGGAAGGCACUACCGCGGCUGCGGCAACUGCGAUUUUCACUUUCCGCUCCAGUCGACCCACCGAGCCUGCCAUCUUCAACGCCAAUCACCCAUUCGUCUACUUGAUCUACAACAAGGCUGAUCACAUCAUUCUUUUCAUCGGCGUUUUCCGCUCACCUCAACCGACGUAUUCUUAAACUCCUGGUGGUAUUUGAACAGAUUGUGCCGUUUAAGAGAAACUUGUCCUUGGAAAGAUGGUUCAGUGGAGUCUAAUGACGUGACAAGGAUUGACAUUUGUCUUUCCACUUUUCCUUAUUGCUAAUCAGAAAAUACCAUCUUUGAUAGGAUCUAUUUCUUAUGUGGCGCUGAGCGGUUUUUGUUGAUGAUCGGAGAUAGCUAGUUCUUUGAAUCUUGUGAAGUUGAUGUCGUUGAUUGUCAAGUAUGAAUUUUUGAAGAAUCGAAAAAAGAACCUUGCAAUUUCCGGCGAUUUUUUUAGAUGAGUCUGUUGCAUGAAUCUCAUUAAUUUAUUUUCGUAUUUAGAUUUUAUACUUUU
Molecule: messenger RNA, 1799 nt
Organism: Trachymyrmex cornetzi
Lineage: Eukaryota; Metazoa; Arthropoda; Insecta; Hymenoptera; Formicidae
Product: serpin B3
Exons: 4
Coding region: 127-1443 (438 amino acids)
Molecular function (GO): serine-type endopeptidase inhibitor activity
Source: RefSeq, a predicted model, not a curated record